AUGUCAUUAAAAACUACGUUAGUUUUAUUAUGUGCCAGUAUUUUAAUUAGUUGUGUUGUUGCAAAAACGAAACAUGAAUCUGCGAAACCGCCAACCGAUCAAGGUAAUGAUGAGAUAGAAAACACAGCAAGAGAACGUACUCAAAAUGGCUACGCCUCCCAAGGAACAAAUCAAAAUGUAGAUGGCUACAAUCAAGGCGUACAGAAUGGUUACGACGGCUAUGGACAGCAAAACAGGAACCCCGGUUACAUAUCUGGUCAAGUCAGACCAGGUGAAACAGUCUCUAUUGGCAAUGGCCGUGGCCAUACCAACGUCGUCGCUAUAAACUCCGCUGGUGACACAGACUACUACGUCGGUUACACUGAUGGAGGAGUUAACACCAAUACUGGAUACAAUCAAGGAUACCCCACCAAAAAAGGUCAAAGUGGAAUCAUUGUUAACAAAAGACCUGAUGGUCAAGACGAUGUCCUCUUGUGGAAUGCCAAUAGCAACAAGCAGAGUUCAAUAGCAGUUAAUAAAGAUGGAACUCAGUUAUAUUCAGGUAAUGCUUACGAUACCUCUUACCAAACCUACAACCAGCAAUCCAAUACACCAAAAUAUCAACAAGGUUAUGGUAAGGCAGGUAGAAAUACUUACCAAUCAUCAUCAUCAUCAAUAUAUAGCCAACAAGACCAAGUCUAUUUAAAUUCACAGAGAUACAAAUAA
Pieris macdunnoughi is the source of this 705-nucleotide messenger RNA. The record is from the annotation of a GenBank genome assembly. NCBI's taxonomy places the organism in Eukaryota, Metazoa, Arthropoda, Insecta, Lepidoptera, Pieridae.